GCAGAAGCGGCGACCGAGGGAGGCGCUAUCGAUUUUGGCGGACUUUAGUGUGUCGCCUCUCGUCUCGCUUAGUUUUAGUGCGUUUCGUAUGUGGGAACCGAUUUGAAUGGGCUUUCUUUUACCAAAAACAGAACUGUUUCGCAGUGCGUGAUUGCAGGAUUGCAGCAACGCAUUAAAAAAUGACUAAGGAUAGAUUAGCGGCCCUCGUUGCGGCCCAAAGUGACGACGAUGACGUUGGUCCCGAUGAUACUACCAUCAACGUCGAAGGCCGGGAUGGCUUCAUGGAUGCAUUUUUCCAGGAGGUGGAGGAGAUACGCGACAUGAUUGAUAAAAUACAGGCUAAUGUCGAAGAGGUCAAAAAGAAACACAGCGCCAUCCUUUCGGCACCGCAGAGCGAUGAGAAAACGAAGCAAGAAUUGGAAGACCUGAUGGCCGACAUUAAGAAAACUGCCAACAAAGUCCGUGCCAAGUUAAAACUAAUAGAACAAAACAUAGAGCAAGAAGAACAAACUAACAAGUCAUCGGCGGAUCUGAGAAUAAGGAAAACGCAGCACUCGACGUUGUCGAGGAAGUUCGUGGAGGUUAUGAUAGAAUAUAAUCGGACACAAACGGAUUACAGAGAAAGGUGUAAAGGAAGGAUACAGAGACAACUUGAAAUUACUGGAAGACAAACGACGAAUGAGGAGUUGGAGGAGAUGCUGGAGCAGGGAAAUCCGGCUGUCUUCACGCAAGGUAUAAUUAUGGAAACGCAACAAGCCAAGCAGACAUUGGCCGACAUCGAGGCGAGACAUGCGGACAUCAUAAAGUUGGAGACGUCGAUCAGGGAGCUGCACGACAUGUUCAUGGACAUGGCCAUGUUAGUCGAGAAUCAGGGUGAGCUAGUUGAUCGUGUGGAGUACCACGUUGGGCAGACGACGAAUCACGUGCAAAUUGGAAGGGAGGAGCUGAAAGCAGCCGAAAAGUAUCAGACUAAAUCCAGGAAGAAAAAGAUCCUCAUCAUUAUCUGCUUGGCAGUGGCCAUCAUCAUUUUGAUCAUUAUGCUGGCAACACUGUUGCCAUAGGUCUAAACAUACAAUUAUCGUUUUAAUUACUUUUCAAUCAAUCGAUUUUAUUAUGAGUUAAAUUAUUAUUAUACAUACAAUUUUUUUUGUUGUUGUUGGUAGAUAAAAAGAAAAUCCGCCCCUGUAUUAACACGACAUUUGCAUAAAAUAAAUGAAACGCGGUUUUUCUUCCUUGAGGACGAAGGGAAAAAAGAAGAUAAAAAAACGCGUAGCCUCGUUUCAAACAAAAAAAACAUAAUUGAGUAAACUAAGAGCACAGGUUAUUUCCUCUACUAACGAAGAAGAAAAAAAUCCUACGAGUGAAAAAAAUAAAAUAAAUGUGAUCCCUAAAUUCGUUUAGGGAAGUUGUCAGGGACCAUAGAGAUUAUAUUUUUUUUUAAGUU
This is a messenger RNA of Nicrophorus vespilloides, 1444 nucleotides long. RefSeq names its product syntaxin-1A (gene Syx1A). Bases 180 to 1061 code for a protein of 293 amino acids. Gene Ontology annotation, cellular component: endomembrane system; SNARE complex; plasma membrane. Gene Ontology annotation, molecular function: SNARE binding; SNAP receptor activity. The record is from RefSeq and is a predicted model, not a curated record. Lineage: Eukaryota; Metazoa; Arthropoda; Insecta; Coleoptera; Silphidae. The transcript has 9 exons. Gene Ontology annotation, biological process: exocytosis; intracellular protein transport; synaptic vesicle fusion to presynaptic active zone membrane.